UCAGCCAUUCUUCCAAGAUGAGUCGAAGUGGCUGGUGAUAUUGGUGCCGCCAAAGUGGCACAAGCUUCUUAGCUACAUGAGAUUCCAAUUGCAGUCUUUCAGCAGGGAUACGAAAUUAAUAAAACAUGUGAUAAUAAUCACUCAGCUGCUCCGAAACUCUGAGAACAGACCGGCUCUGUUCCACAGCGAGGUAUGGAAUAACGUGCACAUUGAGGACUUGAACCCCAAGACUGGAAGAAUGAAGUCUAUUUCGGAGAUGUCAAAUUUGAGAAAUCUGUGGAGCAGAGAUAUCCCGAGACUGUUCGAUGAUGACAUCCUGGACAUGAACGAGGUGCUGAAUACCUACAAGGAGCAAGUUGUGUGCAACAUAGCUAACCCAUUCCCACGUGAGGAUUUGGGUCCUGUAUUAAAGGACUGUAUGACAUCGGCGUACCUGCAAACUAGGAUCACUUCCGCUCUGACACAAUCUCUGAAAACAACAAGCGACUCACCGAAGUUAAACUGGAUUCAGAAAGCCGCUCUUGACAAAGCAAGAUUAUCAGAAAGCACUUCAUUCCAGAACGUUCUGAUGCUCAAGGUGUCAGACUCCUUGACGAAUGUAGCAGCUAGUAUCAUAUCAGAUAUAGACCGUGAUGGUAACGCAGCCCUCAGAAGUGAAACAUCUCUUACCGUCUUCUGGGAGCAAAUGCUUACUAUGAUGCCCAGUUGGAGUGAUAUUCAUGUCAGUGACCAUAGCUUGUGUAAAAUACAGCAUAAUUUCCUCUGCUCUGACACUAGAGAUGUGCCAUGUCGGUUCCCUUUUUCCUGGCUCGUCAAAGAUAGAUUGGACGAGAUGAGCACUGGUGUAUUCAGACUUAAUGAAGAAGACGAUUUGCUGGAGGACAUGUCAGACAAUUUCGUGUUGGAGUUCAACAAGUGUAAAUUGUAUGAAUUGUUGAGUGGAGCGAGUCAGGACCCUCAGUUAAGACAGGAUUUGAAUGAACGUUAUCUUUCGGACUAUUUGAACAUGGUUUACGCCGCUCAAUCCGACUUAGAAUUCCAGAUUGCUUACAGGAUCUUUGAAGUGCAGCUUCCUGAAGGUUGGCGGGAGAAACAUGUUGCCGAGUGUGCUGUUCUGAUACAGAUAUACCACCUGAGACUUGGUGGACAGAUCCAGCUAGAGGCUCUACGGAAAACUCUUACUGUUUUCGUGCAGGAGAUCAAUAAAGAUAUCAGUUGUUUUGAAAACGCUUCACGGUCAGAACAACCUCUCUUCACCCUUUGUGAGAUCCUCUUAACUGAAAUUGAGAGCUCUAUUGACAACGUCAUGAGGACCAACAACUUUACCAUGCCCAUAAAGAUUAUCAUCGGACUUUACGGCGGACACCCUACCGCGUACGCCAGGCUCAUGAAUGGUUGGAACCGAGUUAGAUUCAAGGACCUGAACAGAAAAUUUGUUGGUAAAAUGAACAGCCUCGGAGUGCCUAAAGUUCAAACUGAUAUUUAUUAUGUCAAAGUAGAACACGAGUUGGAGGCCCUCACGGUCCAGGAGUCUCUUGAGGGAAUUAUUACGCAACUACACGACAUGAUACAACUAGCAGUGGAGGACCUUGCUAUGGACACUGAUAUGAUGAAUAUAAUGUGGGUGUGUACUGUGUGCGGUGAUUUGACUCACGAUCAGGUCGUUACAGCGUGUAGACACGUGUUCUGUAGACCCUGUUUUGAGAACCAGAAUAUGCAAUGCUCAAGAUGCGGGGAUCCUAUUUUUGAAGACUCUCCUCCCAUCCCAGCUGAUCUAGAGGACCUGGUGGCUUUGGUGAGCAAUUGCUGCGGGGAGGCCGUUAGUUUCCUAUCUCAAAUAAUUGUAACAUUCCUGAGUGAACAGAGACUUGACCCCAGAAUUUUGGAAACUCUUGCAACCCUCGGAAAGGGUAGAGUGCGUGAGAACAGAUUGUUAAGGUCAGUAGCGAAUGAUAAGCUAGAAGCCCUACAAACCCUCAUUUUCACCAUGUUCGUCAAGAAUCAACUCACAUAUCGCGAUGACUACAGUGAGUUCAUAUCCCAAUCUUGUCACUUACAAGACCAGACUGUUAACGUUACAACGCUCGCAAAGUUCGUCACCAUCACUCAGGAUGUGGUGAAUACCAGACUAGAUAUUCCCCAACUGAUCAACAUGUACAAUGACUUAGUUGAAUAUGAAGGAGUGGAAUACAUACAGCGCACUGUACAAUCUGUUUCUGGUAUCCGCAGAGUGCUGACGAUCCUAGUAAAAGAAGUAAGUGAAGUGUUGGAUAGGCCUGCCACACCCUUAUCUGUGUACCUGCAAGAGUUGAGGGCUAGUCUCUCCACCAUGCCUCCCAGACAAGUCUACACUCUUAAACUAUUCUUCCUCAAGCAACUCUUCGUUGAUAGAGGAGUGUCAGUGAUCUCCAAGGUUAUGAAGGAUGAUAAUUUGAGUUGGAUAUCACCUGUUGAAGAUGCGGAGACUCAGGAGAACGACCUGUUCACUCUUCUCGGGGCGGGAUACACUUCCUUAAGGAAUGAGUUGGCCGUGAGUAAUGGUACGAACAACGCUGAUGAUGUAGUGGAGAAGAUGGAGGCUGAGGAGUGUACCACUCUACAUUCAAUUGCAGCUACUUACUACGUUCUCAGGAACAGUCCCAUUCCCAACAACAUCAAAGAAUUGGUGCGCGGUACACUAAGGCAAGACAGCGAGAAGAACUGUUUUACAGCUCUUUGUACCGGUGACCCGGAUCCUAACACCCUGUCCGGAGUGGAUCUGAGGAGAGUUGAUCCGUUCAGAGGACCUCUUACUCUGCUCUAUCUGACUCUGCAGAUACGCUGCAAACAUCCCUUCCUUAGACUGCUCGAGAGUAUAAGAAUGUACCCAGAACAAAGUGAGAACAAAUUCCUUCCCGGUAUGAGAGAUAAUAUCCUUUCUGACUUUAUUGGCAAUCUCGCGGAAGGCUCCCAAAAAUGGAAAUGGUAUCGUUGUACUAACGGUCACGCGUACGCCAUCAACAAAUGUGGUCGUCCUAUGCAGCGAGGGAGAUGUGCGUGUGGAGCGGAGAUUGGUGGAGACAACCAUCAGUUUGUAAACAAUACCAAUACCAUGGAGGUUACUGAUGCCAACAAUAUCGGAUUGGAAGAAAAGGGAUACAACCUGCUGCCCCCUGGUGUCCGGUUAUUAACUGACACGGAACGAAGUAUACCUCCUCUACUUCUUAAUAUUAUCAGAUGGUUCAUACACGCAUCAUAUCUCUUAUCGGAAACAGCUGAUCAGUAUAAAGACAGAAUAUUCAAGCUGGGAAACCAAAAUCUAUCCACCUUCCUGCUGGAGAAUAUGCAGCGCGAUCUGGAAGGAAUGAGACUGCAUCUCAAUGCUGGACCUGAUGAGUGCGUGCUAUUCUUGGUGAAAACGAUCAUAUCUCUGACCGUGUCCGCUGAAAGUCGUAACUACAUCUGCAGUUCGAAGCCAGAUAGAAACAACGUGGAAGCGUCGAUAGUCGCCGCAGCACAGCCGCUUCUAGAAAACCCAACGGGUGUGAUUAGAGAUGCUCAGUUGUACGAGUUUGACGACCCACCGGUCCAACUAACCAGCAGUGACUACCAUUGUCGACCUGAACUUUGGAGGAACUCUCAACCGCUCAACCUUACUCUGUUCUGCAACAGCUUCACUAACUCUGUUGCAGCACACGAACAAGACAGAUACCCUACUGUUAAGACUUUUGUUGAUAUUAGGGAACAAGUCCAUCUCCUUGGGCUGUUACCGAAGAUAUUGGACUUCUUCAGACGUCUUCUGUCUCGAUACUCAUAUAAAAGCAGUUUGGAGGAAGCAAGAAAUACUCCAAUAAGAGAUGUUAUCAAGGAUGACCCCAUCUUGGAAGAAGGAUUUGCUGCGUGGGCUCAGGCGUGGAAGGAGAUUAAUGUAGAGAGCACCAAGUUUGCGAUCCCAGAAGCGUACAAAAAUAAGAAGGAUAUCAGAGAUAAUGAGCCACUGUCUCUCUUCCUACCUGAACCUGUUGCUAGAGAAGGGAUAUGUUGUCUCCAUCUGCUUGAUACCCUGAUUGCGUUACACAAUAAGCUUGUUAGACAUACGAAACGCAAGAAUGUCAAACUGUCAGAUAGAUUUCUCAGCGUAGACUACGACCCGGAGAGAACCUACCAUGUUCUUGUUAUAUUCUCAUUCUGUCAGACUCGUCGGUAAACACAGGGAGGUAAGAUUCUCUUACGGAGUAUUUGAGAGAUACCUAAAGGACGAGGUACUGGGCGGGGUACACCCCAUAUUAGACUCCAUCAAGCAGUUCACAGAUCACGACACCUUCAAGAUGACGUACCGUGAGGAUGUCACGUGGUUGGAGCUGUGCAACAAGCUCCACGCUAGGGAACCUCAGCACAGGAUACCGGAUACUAUCAAGAUAGAGUUUGGAGAUAUUAGAGCUGCUAAUGAAGCUAAGAAGGCACUGGCUACUGCUAUCGGCUACAUCAGAGCUGGUCUUGGAAGUGGAUCCCCUAACGAGAGUUUGAUCAGAUUUAUGGAGCGUAUUGGGUCCUUCAAAGAACAUUCCAACUACUCAAUACCAGAUACCCUAAAGAAGUGUCACGUGUUGGAUGCUUGGUACCUGGCCUACUUCUACAAGUCUUACCGCAGCACUUACGAUCCGUUUGAUAGCAUUAAUAUGGUCACUACACCACCUCCUGAGUCUCACGAGUGGUUCACUGGCAAGAAUCAUAAGAUCAUCAAGAUAUGGCUGAUGGAGUUACACCGAUUCCUGAUAGAUUGGAUGGUCCUGAAACCCUCAGAGGAUACGGAAGGUAGUGUUAGUUAUGAAGGUAUGGAGCUAAUGGAAUGUCUGGACUUCUUCAAAGAGAGGACUCUGUUAGCGAGAUCUGAGAACGAGGAACCAGAGUUACCCGAUCUACCUGAGUGUUUGAACUACGAGCACUCGGUAGCUUUCUGGUUGGCUUUAAAGGAAUCUUGCCUUAAAGUUUAAGAAAAAUUAGAAGCACCGGGACAUUGGGACGUGAGAGCCCUGAUAUUGUUUGUUUUUUUUUGUAAAAUUUUACGCUUUUAAUGAUUCACUUUUAAUCCAAUAUGUGAUAAUCACGUAAUGGUCACAUUGAUCGUUUUUAAUCAUUCUUGUUUUUGCAGUGUUUGUGCAACGAACAAUGAACAUGGUGGAAACAUUUUUAUAGAAUUUUUUAAUGCAAAUACUUUGAUCAAGUUAUUCGUUUCUGUAAUAAAAACGGGCAGUCAAUAUCUUCAUACGACUUUUUAUGAAAAUUGUGUUACGUGGUAAUCGUUUUUUCAUAGCAUAUUAGAAUGAAAGGAAUUUUCUUAUUUUCUUAUUUUCUAGAAGAUUUAUUUUUUAAUAUUUUUCGCAAAAUCAUAGUCACUACUGACUAGUACUACUAUACGUUCGAUCUAGUUUUAACUUAAACUGUUUAGUUGGGUCUAGCUUGAAUAUUGAUCGCACUUUAAUUGUUUGGUGUCACUUUAAAUAGUGUUGUUUAGAUAAUCUUAUCGAAAAUAGAUUUGUAUCGCGCUAUCAACCACGCAGUUAUUGAAUUGUUGCGACAUGGUACUGGUACUGGAUAAUAUGUAUUUUAACAGUUGAAUGUUGAAUUGGUUAAUAGUUGAGUUGGUAUAACUAUAAUACUGUACCAUUAUAACACAACGUGCUAAUUGUUUUGAUCAUUAUUGAUCAUGGUAAUUACAACACAAAAGUAAAA
Molecule: messenger RNA, 5712 nt
Organism: Bolinopsis microptera
Lineage: Eukaryota; Metazoa; Ctenophora; Tentaculata; Lobata; Bolinopsidae
Product: E3 ubiquitin-protein ligase rnf213-alpha-like
Exons: 33
Coding region: 77-4186 (1369 amino acids)
Molecular function (GO): ATP hydrolysis activity; ubiquitin-protein transferase activity
Source: RefSeq, a predicted model, not a curated record